AUCGAACACUAUUGGCUUGAUUGCAUUAUAUGUAUUAAAUUUCUCGAAAAAUCAACCAACAAAUCUGCAACCUUAAAUUGUAGUCGAAAUAUAUACUCGUUGAUACAUGUCUUAACGUUACGAAGUCAGAUCACCAAAAUAUCAACAGCUACGAAUGUAAACAAGCCGGUAUAUUAUCAUGAUAUACACACGGUUUUUCUUGCAACGACAGUGUUUCUAAUGAAUGCUAGAAUGAGAUGCGAUACUGAUAGUUUCAAAUAAAUAAAUACAUGUUGGAGAAAAGUCUGAACAAAUAAACGGACAGUAUGGCUGAUAUUGACAUCGACAAACCGUUAUGGGACUUGAGGACAUUUACUGGUCGGUUUAUGCAUUUUUUAUGGGUUACUGAUCCUAGGACUUGCUUCACUACAGAAGAAGAAUUGAACAAAGCGAAAGAUUUAGUAUUAGCAUUAAGGCGUAGAGAACGGCAGCCACAUUUAUCUUUGGAAGAAAUUCAUCGCGCAAAAAAGUUAUAUGAAAGCGCAUUCCAUCCUGACAGUGGAGAAUUACAAAAUAUAUUUGGACGCAUGAGCUUUCAAAUGCCUGGUGGAAUGGCAAUCACCGGUGCAAUGCUGCAAUGGUAUAGAACCAACACAGCUGUUAUAUUCUGGCAAUGGGUAAAUCAGUCAUUCAAUGCGUUAGUGAAUUAUACAAAUAGAAACGCCAAUUCAUCUCUAACAACAACCCAGUUGGUUGUAUCGUAUGUCUCAGCAACAAGUUCAGCGUUGGUGGCAGCGGUUGGAUAUAAAAAGUAUUUAACCAUGAGGGCGAGUCCCUUUUUCCAGCGAUAUGUACCAUUUGUAGCUGUUGCAGUGGCAAACUGUAUAAAUAUACCGCUAAUGCGACAAAAUGAACUCAUGUACGGUAUUGAUAUUGAAGACGAAAAUGGAAAAGUGGUUGGAAAAAGUAGAGCAGCUGCUGCUAAAGGAAUAACUCAGGUAGUUUUCUCGCGAAUCGCGAUGUGCGCUCCAGGUAUGCUAAUUUUACCUGUGAUAAUGGAGUCUUUGGAGAAAUACAAAACAUUUAGAAGGAUGUCCUUGUUGCACGCACCGUUCCAAGUAGCAGUGGUUGGAUGCUUCCUCACCAUCAUGGUACCAGUUGCCUGUGCUUUGUUCCCUCAAACUGCAACAUUAAAUACAAAUGUAAUGAAAAUUAUGGAACCCCAAUAUUAUAAGGCAAUGGCUGAAAGCGGAUAUAUUCCUGCAACGGUUUACUUCAAUAAAGGACUAUAAACAUAACGAUUAGACAUAAACUGAAACGUAGCAUGUAGCAUGAACGACUCAUAGUAAGAUUGAAUGAAAUAAAAUGAUAAUUCGCAUGAAA
Molecule: messenger RNA, 1362 nt
Organism: Toxorhynchites rutilus septentrionalis
Lineage: Eukaryota; Metazoa; Arthropoda; Insecta; Diptera; Culicidae
Gene: Sfxn2
Product: sideroflexin-2
Exons: 7
Coding region: 306-1271 (321 amino acids)
Biological process (GO): serine import into mitochondrion; monoatomic ion transport
Cellular component (GO): mitochondrial inner membrane
Molecular function (GO): monoatomic ion transmembrane transporter activity
Source: RefSeq, a predicted model, not a curated record